CAAGCCAGCGGCUCAUUCUCCAUCGGAGAGCUUCCCAGUGCGGUUGUAGCGAGUCGAUUCGCCGUCAUGCCUGAGCCGGCCAAGUCCGCCCCCGCGCCCAAGAAGGGCUCCAAGAAGGCGGUGACCAAGACGCAGAAGAAAGGCGACAAGAAACGUCGUAAGAGCCGUAAGGAGAGCUACUCCAUCUACGUGUACAAGGUGCUGAAGCAGGUGCACCCCGACACGGGCAUCUCGUCCAAGGCCAUGGGCAUCAUGAACUCCUUCGUCAACGACAUCUUCGAGCGCAUCGCCGGCGAGGCGUCGCGCCUGGCGCACUACAACAAGCGCUCCACCAUCACGUCGCGGGAGAUCCAGACGGCCGUGCGGCUGCUGCUGCCCGGCGAGCUGGCCAAGCACGCCGUGUCCGAGGGCACCAAGGCUGUCACCAAGUACACCAGCUCCAAGUAGGCGGUUUCUGCUCAUAAGUCCGAUACUCUAUAAACCCAAAGGCUCUUUUAAGAGCCACCCACCUUUUCAGUAAAAGAGCUGAUUUUAUGGA
Messenger RNA from Oenanthe melanoleuca, 538 nucleotides. RefSeq names its product histone H2B 5. Bases 67 to 447 code for a protein of 126 amino acids. Gene Ontology annotation, molecular function: protein heterodimerization activity; structural constituent of chromatin; DNA binding. The transcript has a single exon. The record is from RefSeq and is a predicted model, not a curated record. NCBI's taxonomy places the organism in Eukaryota, Metazoa, Chordata, Aves, Passeriformes, Muscicapidae. Gene Ontology annotation, cellular component: nucleosome.